AAGACUCACCCCAGUCUUCAAAACACGCAGAAAAUUCGUUGCAUAGAGAGAGAGAGAGAGAGAGAGAGAGAGAGAGAGAGAGAGAGAGAGAGAGAGAGAGAGAGAGGAUUGUGGUGACUGGUGAUCAUGGUUUGCAGAAGAAGAUUCUCAGUGUGUUUGCUGUUAAUGUUGUUGUCGCUGAUUUCGAGUGUUGGCGCCAACCACGGCGUUUUCAGCGUCAAAUACAAAUACGCCGGCCAGGACCGCUCUCUCUCUGCCCUCAAGGCCCAUGACUACCGCCGCCAGCUCUCUCUUCUCGCCGGCGUCGACCUACCCUUGGGCGGCAGCGGUCGCCCCGACGCCGUCGGACUUUAUUAUGCUAAAAUUGAGAUUGGAACGCCUCCAAAGGAUUAUUAUUUACAGGUUGAUACUGGGAGUGAUAUUAUGUGGGUUAAUUGCAUUCAGUGCAGAGAAUGUCCCACCAGAAGCAACCUUGGUAUGGACCUUACACUUUACGACAUAAAGGAAUCCUCCUCUGGUAUUUUAGUUCCAUGUGAUCAAGAAUUUUGCAAAGAGAUAAAUGGGGGUCUUCUGACUGGAUGCACUGCCAAUAUUUCAUGUCCAUAUCUGGAGAUAUAUGGUGAUGGGAGCUCCACUGCAGGUUACUUUGUGAAGGAUGUUGUACAAUAUGAUCAAGUGUCUGGGGACCUUAAAACUGCUUCGGCUAAUGGAAGUGUUAUAUUUGGGUGUGGUGCUAGACAGUCUGGAGAUCUAAGUUCUUCAAACGAAGAAGCACUUGAUGGAAUACUUGGAUUCGGAAAGGCUAAUUCUUCAUUGAUUUCACAACUUGCUUCUUCUGGAAAAGUGAAAAAGAUGUUUGCUCAUUGCUUAAAUGGAGUAAAUGGAGGUGGUAUAUUUGCUAUUGGGCAUGUUGUGCAACCUAAAGUGAACUUGACUCCAUUAUUACCAGACCAGCCACAUUACAAUGUCAAUAUGACGGCGGUUCAAGUUGGCCAUACUUUCCUUAGUCUAUCAACAGAUGCAUCUGAGCAAGGGGACAAAAAAGGGACAAUUAUUGACAUUGGUACAACCUUGGCAUAUCUACCUGAAGGGAUUUAUGAGCCACUAGUAUAUAAGAUAAUUUCUCAGCAACCCGACUUAAAAGUUCAGACUCUCCAUGAUGAGUAUACGUGCUUUCAAUAUACUGGGAGUGUUGAUGAUGGAUUUCCAGCUGUCACCUUUUAUUUUGAAAAUGGACUCUCCUUGAAGGUUUAUCCGCAUGAUUAUUUAUUUCCAUCUUUCUGUUGGCCUUUCAUUUGGAUCCUUUGCAUUUCAGGAGAUUUCUGGUGCAUUGGUUGGCAAAAUAGUGGGACACAAUCAAGAGACAGUAAGAAUAUGACUUUAUUGGGAGAUUUAGUGCUUUCAAAUAAACUUGUCUUUUAUGACCUUGAAAAUCAGGUUAUUGGAUGGACUGAGUACAACUGUUCUUCAAGCAUUGAAGUGAAGGAUGAGCGGACGGGAACAGUUCAUUUAGUUGGUUCCCACUAUAUUUCUUCUGUUUGCACUUUAAAUACCAAUUGGGUGAUAGUCUGGUUACUAAUUGCACUACUUCACAAGUUGAUUUAUUGAAAUGGAGCAACUAAUACAUAUACAAAGGUCAAAAUUGUGGUUAAAGGAAUUGAAAAUAGAAAGGACAUAAAAAAUAGGAGAAAUUGUUUCUUAAGGAACUUUCAUGAUUUGUAAAUGUGUUUUUUAGGAAACCGAGGACACCGACCAUUGGGAACCUUCGCCGUGGGUAAAAUUUUCCUUCCCAUGGUGAAUCUGUAAAUUACAAAAGCUCACCACCACCAACUGUAUAUGUUAUUAGACUUGGCUUGGGUCUCUGUCAAAUGUAUAACUAGUAUGCUACAGGUCAAAUAUGGAAUUAAAGUUAUAACUGCUACUCGUCCACAUCGGUAAUUGUAUUCUACAGCAUUUGAGGAAGGUAAAAUAAUCAACAUGAAUUAAGGUUA
Molecule: messenger RNA, 1991 nt
Organism: Gastrolobium bilobum
Lineage: Eukaryota; Viridiplantae; Streptophyta; Magnoliopsida; Fabales; Fabaceae
Product: aspartic proteinase 36-like
Exons: 11
Coding region: 127-1608 (493 amino acids)
Biological process (GO): proteolysis
Molecular function (GO): aspartic-type endopeptidase activity
Source: RefSeq, a predicted model, not a curated record